Molecule: messenger RNA, 993 nt
Organism: Salvelinus fontinalis (brook trout)
Lineage: Eukaryota; Metazoa; Chordata; Actinopteri; Salmoniformes; Salmonidae
Exons: 3
Coding region: 62-805 (247 amino acids)
Biological process (GO): immune response; negative regulation of T cell proliferation; cellular response to lipopolysaccharide
Cellular component (GO): external side of plasma membrane
Source: RefSeq, a predicted model, not a curated record
CUUUAUAGCCAUGUGUUUGAGCUGUGAACUGUGCCGUCUAAAGUAACUAAUGUCAAUUUAAAUGCAGAUGAAACAGAGAAAAACAGAGGUCCUUUUUGUCUGGGUCUUAGCCAUCUGGCUCUCUUCAGUUGUCAACAGUGAAAGUAAAGUGGAGCUGAGAACCAGUACUGAGGUAAAGGCUCAGUGUGAUCAGAAUGUGUCCCUGCAGUGUGACAUCAUGUCAUCAAGCCCACUCAAGAUCAUUCUCUUUUCCUGGGUAAGGAAAAUGAAACAGCUGUGUGUGGUCAAUGCCACUGGUGUAUUCUCCUUUCCUGGCUUCCGGUGUGACAACACAAACAACACCCUCACACUCAAUCUGACUCGGGUGAUGCCGUCCAGUCAGGGUAACUACACCUGCAAACUGCGCUCCAACCUAACGAUCACAGCUGCCAACACCACUGUGACAAUGCAAGAGUGCCUAAGGACAUUUGAACACAAAGUGUUCCAGAAUGAGUCUCAGGUUGAGUGCCAGUUAUUUGGAGUUUACCCAGAAGGCACAGUACACUGGUUCCUGGGCUCUGAGAAUAUAACAGAGUCGGCCAGCACAAAGAGCCAGCUGGAUGAAGAGGGGCUGUUUGAUAUAAGGAGUACCCUGCCUACCCAGGCUGGGACUGAGCCUUACAACUGCUCCUUGUGGAUACCUAGUAGUAGAACGUACAGCUCUCACAAACAGCUGCACUACUCCAGAGGGAACUCUUCAGGGACAAGGACUAGGAGCAGACUGCUGUUGGUCUUCAUCCUGGUUGGACUCAUAAUCAUAACAUAGGACUAGUCAUGGGAAGGUCAGGAGGUUUUUUACUGAACAUGGGACUUGGAACUACAGUAGGGCAAAGGGCUUUCCUGGUCAGGGCACAUCUACACAGGAUGGAUCAGGGCCUUUCUCUUACUGAGUGAAGAGAAAGCAAACUUGGACUGCCAUGGCCAAAGAGAAUAUAUGUUAUCACUUUUUACACU